AUGGGAUAUAGAAUCCCCAAAAAGAAGUUAUUGCUACUACUAAAAGUAGAUGAUGAGUUACCAGAAGGUGAUGCGGAGGUAAAAAAUACCACAGAAAAGAAAAAUAAUCCUGAAUGUAACUUCCAUGGUAACAAAAGCACGGAUCACAGAAUCAGUUGCAGACAGCAGCCAUCACUUGGGACACCCCAGUUAUUUUACCCAACAAAGAACCUACAGCAGUCUUUUCUGUGUGUGAAGGGCUAUAAGAAGCCUCAUCUCAAUCAUGUACCACAGCUUCUGUCAAGAAAAAACUGUAGCAAGCACGCUGAAUGUGACACACAUCUGGUGGCUCAUAGAAAGAAGAAACCAUAUAAAUGUACUGAAUGUAACAAGAGUUUCACACAGCUCACUAGCCUUCAGCUUCAUGAAGCCGUUCACACUGGAGUGAAGCCAUAUAAGUGUACUGAAUGUGGUAAGAGCUUUCGACAAAAGGUACACCUAAAGAGCCAUCAGAACUCACACACAGGGGCGAAGCCAUAUAAAUGUGCUGAAUGUAGUAAGUGUUUUAGACAAAAGUCACACUUAAAAUACCAUCAAAACUCUCACACAGGUGUGAAACCAUACAAAUGUGCUGAAUGCAAUAAGUGUUUUACCCGUCUUAGUACACUUCAAGAGCACCAUGCCAUCCAUACAGGGGAGAAGCCGCAUAAAUGUGCUGAAUGUGGUAAGUGUUUUCGACUAAAGACACAACUAAAACUCCAUCAGAACUUGCACACAGGGGUGAGACCAUAUAAAUGCUCUGACUGCAGUAAGGGUUUCACAACUCUCUGGGGGCUUCAACAGCAUCAAGUCACUCACAGUGGUGUAAAACCAUAUAAAUGUACUGAAUGCCGUAAGUGUUUCACACGCCUCAGCAAUCUUCAGAAGCAUCUUGUCAUUCACAAAGAACUCAAAACAUUUGGAGAAAUUAAUAAAGAUGAUAGACUUUAUAAAUGUGCUGAAUGCAGUAAGUGUUUUAAAGAAAAGACACACCUAAAAUACCAUCAGAACUCUCACAGGGGGUUGAAACCUUUUAAAUGUACUGAAUGCAGCAAAUGUUUCACAUAUCCCAGUAGUCUUCGAAACCAUCUUGUUAUACACUCAGAAGAAAAACCAUAUAAAUGUACUGAAUGCAGUAAGAGUUUCACACAGCUUGGUGCUCUUCGACAGCAUCAUGAUAUUCAUCAUGCCAGUCACUCAGGUGCAAAGCCAUACAAAUGUACUGAAUGUGAUAAGUGUUUCACACAUCUCUCCUAUCUUCGAAAGCACCAGGUCAUUCACGUGGAAGAGAAACUGUACAAGUGUUCUGAAUGCAGUAAAUGUUUUGCACAAAAGUCAAAUCUAAAAUACCAUCAGAACUCUCAUACGGGGGUGAAACCAUACAAAUGUACUGAAUGCAAUAAGUGUUUUGCGCACCUCAGUACUCUUCGAAAGCAUCUUGUAAUUCACACAGGGGAGAAACCAUAUAAAUGUACUGAAUGCAUUAAAUGUUUUGCACAAAAGUCAAACCUAAAAUACCAUCUGAAAACUCACACAGGUGUGAAACCAUACAAAUGUACUAAAUGCAGCAAGUGCUUUGUACAAAAGUCAGACCUAAAAUACCACCAGAACUCUCAUGCAAGCAUGAAACAGUAUAAAUGUACUGAAUGCAGCAAAUGUUUCACAUAUCCCAGUAGUCUUCGAAACCAUCUCGUUAUUCACACAGGAAAAGUGGGAAAAAGACAUACAGAUAAUUCCUACAGUAGUAGAAACAACAGGAUUGACUGCCUGAUAAUGGUUCGAAGAUCCCAGAGAGUGAAUCCUGUGCUCAUAAAACAGGAAACAGACUGCGAUGAAAAUGAACUGCUGCAGAACCAGUGUGCUAUAAAUGGGGCAACAUAUCAGCGCUGUGGGGAUCAUGGGCGAAGAUUGGAGUUGUUCUGUCAGGAGGAUGAGGCCUUUGUCUGUACACUGUGUGUUCCCACACAUUCUGGUCACAAUUUUGUAUUCCUGCAUGAUGCAGUCACUCUGUAUAAGGACAAAAUCGAAACAGCUUUAACAUCCCUAGAGUGCAGACUGAAAGAUCUUAAUUGUUUGCAAAGACAGCAGACAAAACUAACAGACAUGCAAAAUGAUGCUUUUAAUUUGGAACAGUACUUUAAACAAGAAUUUGCAAAACUGCACCAGUUACUCCACAACCAGGAAGAGAAGCUCAUCCAGCAGCUUAAGAACGAAGAAAACAUUCUGAAAGAAACGAAAGAAAAUCUUGAAUACAUUAAGCAUGAUAUUAUUGCCUCCCAUGGGGCAGUGUUUGAUGGUGACUUGGAGUUCCAGACUAAACAAGCAGGGACUCUGCAGGACUUGGAGGAAAAUUUUGAAUGGAUUCAAAAUUAUGCUGUUAGAGUUCAGGAGACAUACAACAAUAAUACAGAGCUUGGACAACUGCACUCUAUUGGUUUGCUAACAGUACCAAACACCUUUGAGGAUGUUACUGUCAUUUUCUCAGAAGAGGAAUGGAAGACACUAAGACAGCAGGAUAAAGAGCUUUACAGAGAAGUAAUGGUACAGAACUAUAAAGCAUUGGUUUCAGUAGGGUACAUAAUCCCUAGAAAUAAGUUACUGCUACUGUUGAAAACAGAUGAUGAACUAACAGUGUUGGAUACAGAGAGGGCGAAUACCACUGAACAGAAGGAUCAUAUUAAAGAUAACCUCCACAGUCUCAGAAGUACAGCGUAUAGUGUGAGAUUCAGUCAGCGGCUAUCACUUGGAACACUCCCAUUACAUCAGUCUACAGAGAGCCUGCAGCAUGUGAAAGGUUAUGACACCUGUCCUCUCACUCUGGUACAGCAGCUUCACUCAGGACAUAACUACAGCAAGAGCUUUGAAUGUGGGCAAGUUACACCUCAGUUAUGCCACCCAUCUGAGAACCUGCACUCAUGUGCUGAGCUUGUGAAGGGCUCAGACAAGAUCCAUCCCUCCCCUGUAUCACAGCUUCAUUCAGGACAUAACAACAAGAAUACGUCAGAAUAUGGCACAAGUCACAAAGCUCACACAAAGAAGAAAGCAUACAAAUGUGUGGAAUGUACUAAGAGUUUCACACGUUUCAGUAAUCUUAGAAACCACUGUGCCAUUCACACGGGAGAGAAACUGUAUAAAUGUAGUGAAUGCACUAAGUUUUUUACAAGAAAUAGCUUACUAAAGCGUCAUCAAGUGUGUCACAGUGGCAAUAAACCAUUUAAAUGUGUAGACUGCAGUAGAUGCUUUGCACGGCUCUGUACUCUUCAAGAACAUUCUGUAAUUCACACAGGAAAGAAACCAUUUAAAUGUAUUGAAUGUAGUAAGUGUUUCACACGUCGCAGUACUCUUCAACAGCAUAGUACCAUUCACUCAGGAGAGAAGCCAUUCAAAUGCAAAGAAUGCGGGAAGAGCUUCUCACGUCUCAGUACUCUUCGAGACCAUUGUACAACUCACAUUGAAGACAAACCACUUAAAUGUACUGAAUGUAAUAAAUGCUUCAAACGCCCUGACACUCUUCGCCAGCAUCUUGCCAUUCACUCAGGAGUGAAAAAGCAUAAAUGUUCUGAGUGCAGUAAGUGCUUCAUUCGUCCCUACAGUCUUCAAAGGCAUUCCGCUCUUCACACAGGAGAGAAACUACAUAAAUGUACUGAAUGCAGAAAAUGUUUCACACAUGUUACGAGUCUUCAAUACCAUCUUGCUGCUCAUAGAGGAGAGAGACCGCACAAAUGUGCUGAAUGUGGUAAGUGCUUUACACGAAAGAAACUACUACAGUACCACAAAAAUUCUCACACAGGAGAGAGACCAUAUAAGUGUACCAAAUGUAGUAAGGGCUUCUCACGUCCAGCUAACCUCCAGAAACAUUAUGUAGUUCACAAAAAAGGAGAGAUGGAAUCAGCAAGAGAAGGCAACUAAUACUGCUGGAACAGAAUUCAUCCUCAAGCCUUGGUGACUACCUUCAUAUGGAGGACCCUAAUCUCGCCAAAAUUAUACUGAUAUAUAGACUGUAUUUUAUUUAUCAUGAAGAAAGGUAGAUAAAAAAAAAUUAAAAAAAAUGAGAAUAAAAGGUGCCCACUGCUGGCAUCUGCACUGGUGUUAGAACUAUGAAACAGGUAGUGUAGAAACCAAAGGAAAUGGAAGCUUUCCUACCACUGGGCUAGGCCUCACUGUGCCCCCCCCCCCCCCACAGUAGAAGGAAGAACCUGUCUAUAAAAACACAACAGGCCAUGCAGGAGGCAUAAAGACAAAAAAAAUAUUUGCUUGAGAAAAACUGUUAAAAGCUAAAGAUAAUAGCUUAAAAUCUGUAAUUACCUAAAUGAAGAAGCAUUGGGCUGUCUUGAAAAGGAUAUGACUGAGAAAGUACUACAAGAAAGAAAAAAAAAAACAAAAAGGGGUUAUUAAAAUUUAUAAAAAAAAAGAAACUUGGACAUGGACAAGGAAAACAGAGCUGAUCUGGUGCAAUAUUUAUAUUUAAAAGAAAGUGAUAAUAAGUAUGAAAAAAUGUACCUCCAAAGAUAAAUAUUUGAAGAAAAAUGCAAGCAUAGAUAUAUGGCUAUGGUCAGUUUUAUGAAGGCAAGAAGAAGAACACAAAAGGGGAAUGCAGUAAACAAGUUCAGUGAAAUCUUAACCUAAGUGAUAGACUAACUGUGGAGUGAAGGUUUUAUUAUGGGAACUCUAAUACAGGGACUAUCACAACAUGAUGGGUCAGUAUGUCCACAAUUGGCGGUGCAGCAGAGCAGGAUGUAUUUGGAAGGGUAUAAUGCAGGGUAGUGAUUUGGGACUUUCCGUAGGAGACUGACAUGAAAAUCCAGGUAGAACUGCACAGCAAGGGAAAGAUCAGGAAAUAGAGGAGACACGUUUAGUGAAGAAGAAAGUGGUCUAAAGGCAAACCUGCUUGAUUUAAUAGAAAUUGAGACAUAUUAAGAUAGACUAAAUACAUUACAGAAAGUGAAUAAGGCCCACAGUUUUAGAAGACAAAACAGAGUAAUAUGAUAUAAUAUAAAUAGAAUACAGUACUGUGCAGCUAAACUAAUAGCAGAUACAGUGUUACCAAAAAAUGCAAAGUGACAAAGGCAAUGAAGGAAAAAGUACAAUGGAAGGAAAAAGCAUUGCUAUUAAAAUAAUAGAGAAAAGGGAAUAUGCAGAAGUCUUAGAUGUGGUAAAAGCAGGACCACAAAUUCCAAACAGAUUUGGCUUUAUUAUACAAUAUCUCUAAUAAUAAACUAAAAGUAUCAGCACAAGCGUGAAAACGUGCAAUAUAUACAAUAUAGACAAAAAUAACAGAAAAGUAUAAAACAAACAGUUUAUUAAUGAACCCAAAAGGCUACAUAGAAAAUUAAGAAAGAAAGCAAAAAUAAAUGUAAAACCACAUAAAAAAGAAGAAAUCAGUACAUUUUGGAGAAAUCUUACCAACUCCUGUUAAACAUAGUAAGGACUCCAAAUCAAUAGAGUUAAAAAAAAACUCUAAUAUAGAGGAUUUGAAAUGUAACAAAGUAAUAACUCAAACUGAAACCAACAUUAAGAAAGAUUCCUAACUGGAAAAUCCAAGGUUCAGAUACAGUAUCCAGCUUUUAGCUAAAUGCUAAUGCUAAAGUUAUUAACAUCUGUACGUAAUGAUUUAGCCCUGAGUAAAAAAUAUGUAUAUGCCCUUCCUGAGCAGAUAGCAGUCUGGUUAACAGCAAUAAAAACAGCCCUCAUUAACAACCAACCUGCAAGCCAUCCUAAGAACUACACACCAAUAAUUUGACUUCCAACAGUAUAUACAAAAUCAAUGCAGACAGAGCUUAUAGUCACUUAGAAAAAAAUAAUGAAAAAAAAUCACAUGGAACAAAGGAUCAUCUAUUAUUAAACAAAGUUAUAACAGGGUGAUAUGAAAAGUGAUUUGACUGAACAUUGUAAAGAAAAAGACCAAUACAAAUGAAUGGUGCAUAUGUAUGGCAUGGAUAGAUUAAAAAAAUAACAGCAUCACCUUUCCUGAAUGCUUACAGAUUUAUAAAAUAUAUUCUAUACUGUUAAAUUACGUAGCAGUCCCUAAGAAAUAGUGACAAACCGCCUUUCAAAUGAAUGAUGAUAAAGGGCAAAUUAGUAUCGCGAUGAAGGAUAUUAUAGAGCGAUUUUAUUAUCACUGCUAUUUUGGCUUGCUCUUAACCUGUUAAGCUGCUUACUUAAUAGACUAAGACUAGACAAUGCUUCACUUACAGAAAUCAGCCCUGCCCAAUGACAUCUCAUCGACUUUUUAUGAAUGAUUUAAAACCAAAUAGCAUCAGACAAGCCAGUGAAAGCACAAGCACAAAUGGCUUAAGCUUUUUUUUCUGAUGAUAUAAGAAAGACAUUUGGCCUUGAUGAAUGUGCAAAAGCGAUGUUUGUAGCAAGAAAACUAAAGUAUCAAGACAAUAUCAACUUGGGAUAGGAAUAUGAUAUAAAACAACUUGAACAGGAUGGGCUGAAUAAAUAUCUGGGAACAGAUGAAUGAGCAACAGUUAAGCAUGAACCCAUGAGACCAAAGCUUGGUAAGGAAUAAUUUGAAGCUUAAAGCCAAUAUUGAAAAUCACUUUGACAUCUUGGAAAGUUCAAGAUAAGUUACUGUUCCUGUUCUGAUUUUGGUGUGAUUUACUGGGCCAAAAAACAUUGGAUCAGUUGGCUCAGAAAACAAGAAAACUACUUCACGCUUGCCGUAUGAUAAAUAAAGAAUGCAUGUUAAUAUUAUAUAUCCCUCAUUCUGGAGGAGUUAUGGUCCUCCUUGAAAUUUGUUACAUAUAUAGGUCUGCAGUCAUGGGACUGCGUAUAUAUUUGUUGACAUCAUCAGAUCCAAACACAGUUAAAGUUCUAAAAUAUGAAGAGCACAAACCUAAGAUGACAUCUUUAUUCAGAUCAGCAUAAGCAUCUCAGAAAGGAGUGGGAGUGGAAACCAAAAGUGGACAAAAAGCAAGAUAUGACAGAAAGAUCUAGAAAUGAAAGAAAGAAUAUAAAGAACAUGAUGAAAACAAUAGGAAAUAAAACUGGUAAUCCCACAAUUGUAGUGGCAAGUAUAGGAAACUGCUACAACAACCACUUGUUGAGCAAGGUUUGAUACAUGGAGGAGUGAUGACAGAUGAAUUUAAACCAAAAGAUAAAAAGUAAUAGCAGCUAAAGAUGGUGGAUUGUGUACAUGAUUUUAUAAUGUCUAUAGAAAAAGUGGAGCUACAGAAAAAUAUAGGUUUUCUAGUACAGAAAUAGAAACAGUUACAUAUCUUGUUUCUGGCUGUGAUAUAUCCAUGGCCGAGGGUCUGUAUAUGCUGCAUUCUUUUUUUCUCCCUGAAUUCAUCCUGACGGCCAUUGAAGUGCCUCACAUCUAUACUAGGUCUAAUGGCCACUCCACUAUACUUUACAGCCACUCCAGUCUACCCCCAGUCAAUUACAGAAUUUGAUGCCAGGGCCAACAUGUAUACAAAGGGAGACCUGGGGGGGUCAGUGCUUUCCUGCUGGGUUUUUUUCUAAUUUUUUAAUCAUACGCCAUUUCCUCACUGACUUACAAAUUGUGGCUGACCUCUGGGGACUUGCUUUGGGCAGACCACAUCACCCCCCCCUCCAUAAUUCCACACUGUGCUACAUGGGCAAGCUGUCCUACUCUGAUGGCUUAGCACAUUACAAAUGGCUUCCUGGCUGAGGCCAGGAAGCUGCUAUUCUGUGACCUGCCCACACAUCAUCUUCCUCCUAUGAUGCGCAAACACAUCCUCCCUUCCACUCCAUCAGUCACUCAGAUUACUAAUCAAACUAGGAUUAACUUGGCUAUAGUCAGGGCUUUAUCCAUCUGCAAGAGUCUGCAUUGCAUUGAAGAUUGUACAAUUACUACAAUGUACAGGUAGAUAAGAACCACUGAAAAUACAAAACACAAAGAAAUACUGAAAAUGAAAAAGUUCUGAUCACAUGGCAUUGAGGAUUUGAAGUGUAAUGAAUAAUAACUUAAGAUGAAAACAGCAUUGAGAAAGUAGAAUCAAGGACACCAGAUACUAUACUCAAAGAAAAAAUGAUGAAAGAAACAAUUGUUGAAAUAGCUGUACCUAGCUAUUAUAGUGUCCUGUAUACUGACAGACUUAAAUUAGUAAAAUAUAUGGAUAUGUGUGCAGAAACUUAAGCAAUGUGGAAUAAGAUUAGCCAUAUGGUUCCAAUAGGAGAAGCAGCCUUAAUAAAAAAAUAAUUUUCAAGCUCACAUAAGUAUGCUACCAGUCCAUAUAACUUCAAAAAACUGCAAAAGGAGGUAAUUUUGUGCACACUGCAGGUGCUGAGAAGAGCCCACUUGUCAAACAAGAAUGACUGAGGCAGUACUAAUCUCAUGAUCUACAAUAGUACCCUGACUUAUGAAUGGGGUGCACUCCUGGAACAGUAUUCAGAAUCCUAUUCAGUUGGAACAAUUAGAAAAAGAGGGAGAAAUUGAAAUGUGUUGAAUGCCUCAAGGCAUUUUAUAUAAAAUAUACACAAAUACAAACACUGUCAGAGCUCUCACACAGGGCCUAGACAAAGGUAGGGACCAGAUAGAGAGGCCUGGAUGGAGAGAUAAAACUAGCAAAGAAAAGAAGAAUAUUGAAAUCAUCCGCAAGUCAUGGUGAUUACCUUCAUGUGGUGACCCUUGUUUUUACAAAAUCUCACCAAUGCUGUACUGAUUAGGAAAGGUCAUGCUACAAGUGGCCUCCUUGUGAUAUAUGAAAUAUGUAGUCCACAAAAAAUAAUGCUGAUCAAUCAGGUAGGAGACACAGAAACAAGAAAGUCAACAGAUAAAGGUAGAAAAGAGAACGUGUUGUUAGGUAACAUAAAAAAACAUGAUUUCCACAAUGGGCGGCAUAGAGCAAAAGUAAAAUGAAAUUAAAGGAGAGAAAAAUACUUGCACUAAAAAACUGUGAAAACCUACAGAUAAUUUAAAUUCAUUGUAAAACGAAUCAGAAAAAAAGCACACCAUUAUAAAGAAACUUUAGACAAUCUAGAAAAAAAGAUGUGCUCAAGGAAGUUCUACAAGAAAAACAUAAACAACAGAUGCUAUUAAAAUUCAUAAAGAAGUAAUGAUCCAGGAAAGAAAAAGAGAUGUUAUAUGUGCAAUAUUUAUGCAAAAAUGAAAACAGUUCUAAUCAACAUGACCACUGUAACUUCAAAGAUGUUUGAAGAUAUUGUGAUGAUUAAGCCUUCUACUGUUUAUACCCGAGUUAAAGUGGAUUAGAGAUAAGUGUGUGUAGUUCAUAGGAAAUACAUGAUUUUCCCUGAGGCAGGGAGGAAAGCCAUAGUAAUUGAGAGCAGCUGAUUGGUGGUAGUGUAACUGGAACAACAGAAAUGAAGAGUAUACAUUCCUGGCUAAUUAAACUGCAGGAGCCUAAAUCCUGAGAAAGAGAGAGAGAGUGAGAAAAUUGUUUGGACGUGUGGUGGUGGUCUACAAGGGGGCAUUCUCACCUGGAUGGUAAGUAUGCUAGUGAGAAAUCAGAAUAGAUGUUUACAUUGUUACGUUAAACUGUAGUAAUUCUCAUAAAGUAGAUCUGUCCUGUCAUCCUAAGAUGGAGACAAUUGUGGGGACUAAGUAUUUGUAAAUAAGGUGUUUUUUCUGUAAUUGAACUGUAUAACCAAACGUGUUGCACUCUUAACUGUUUGUCAAAAACUGGAACUUAUGGAGUGACACUAACACUGAACACUGACACUAAACUGUGCUUCUUUUUGAAUUGUCUUCCUCUUCCACAAUUUAGUAGCAAGAAUGUUCCUUUUUAUGUUUUGAAAAUAAAUAUUGUUUGAUGAA
Molecule: messenger RNA, 9763 nt
Organism: Protopterus annectens (West African lungfish)
Lineage: Eukaryota; Metazoa; Chordata; Ceratodontiformes; Protopteridae
Product: zinc finger protein 99-like
Exons: 9
Coding region: 1-3927 (1308 amino acids)
Biological process (GO): regulation of DNA-templated transcription
Molecular function (GO): zinc ion binding
Source: RefSeq, a predicted model, not a curated record